Messenger RNA from Penicillium crustosum, 1623 nucleotides. RefSeq lists its product as uncharacterized. Bases 1 to 1623 code for a protein of 540 amino acids. Lineage: Eukaryota; Fungi; Ascomycota; Eurotiomycetes; Eurotiales; Aspergillaceae. The record is from RefSeq and is a predicted model, not a curated record. The transcript has 5 exons.
AUGGUUUUCACCCGCCCCGGGGGGGAUGACGGUGGCGCGGCUAUCUUCGACUCCUUAGGCAAAUUCUAUGUAGCGGUGGCCAUCACUUGGACCGCUGCCCUCCUUGCCGGCUCUGUCCUCCUUAUUGUUAAUCGCCAUGAGCAAUGCAUUCGCAUCCGCAACUUGCGUCUCAUGUUGAGCGCGGUGUCAUGUCUCCAUGUCUUCUGGAUUUUGUGCAUGGUUGCAUAUUCGAUGGGUGGUAAAUAUCCUUGUGCCGCAGAAUACUGGAUCAUGAAUAUUUAUUUCCCCGUGGGAAUCGCUCUUUUCCAAGCAAACAGUAUGCAGCUUCUAAACGUCUUUGGCGUUCAGGAAAAGCUACUGUUGACCGCGCAACAACCGAACAGACCCCACUUUAUUGAUCCUGCGGGAUCGUCUAGUCGGUACCUAGCUCGAUGGAGACAACUAAACCUCGUACAGCGAACAGAAUUGAGCAUUGCCAUUGGGAUUUUGGUUCAACUACUCGUAUCGGUUUCUAUCUUCCUCACUUCCCGAAAGUUUCAUACCUUUGGAACCUUCUCCGAACAUGUGAGCGCCACGGAAUGUCGGCGAGGCCCUGAAUGGAUUCCUUCAAUACUCUGGCAAUUGCUCUGGUCUUGGAUAUUCGCUCCAUACGUUCUGUGGAAGAUUCGCAAUAUCCACGAUAUCCAUCACUGGCGGCUUCAGAUCACUUGUUGUGUUAUCGCCACUUUACCAGGUUCGCCCAUGUGGUUCGCUGCGUUAUAUUCGACAACCGAUAUCUGGACAGUCAUCAACAGAUACUGGGUGCCAUCUCUUUGGUUUGCUCCCGGCAUUAUGGCAAUGGAAGCUGUUACUAUCUUCUUUCCCUGUUAUCAGCUUGUAAUCUCCAAGAGGGAGAGGGAUCGUUUUCUGGGGGAACUCCAAGCAUGGAAUGAAAAGAAGACCAAGAGCGGGCAAGGAUCAGACUCAGCACCAUCACGAACUCCGAGUGAAGCCAGCCCCGUGCCUGAAGGUUAUUCCCGAGGAGCUCUAGAGAAGUGCUUGGAAGAAAACUCCAGUUCUCUUCUCCGAUUUGCCGCGGCCAAAGAAUUCAGCGGUGAGAAUAUCCUCUUCCUGAAUUACGUGCGCGACUGGAAAGCUGCAUGGGCAAAGAUCGGUGAAUCAAGCCCGGAAUACGAUUGGAACCGCGAUCCUCAGUGUCACCGACUUCAUUUCUUCAAGAUCGCACUUGAGAUCUACGUAUUCUGUGUCGAUAUGAACUUGGCAGAAUUCCCUAUCAACAUUGAAUCUCGAAUUUACUCGGAUUUACUGGAAAUGUUUGGUGAAGCUUGCACCUAUAGGAAUCUUCCUAAAUCGUACAACACCAUGGCAAUGCAUAGAAAGAAGUUGUCAACUGUGGUCACCGUGGAGGAAGACACUCAGGCUCUGUGCUUCGAUGCGUAUCCUCACGAGGAGCAGAGUAUCAUGCAUAUUGAGUCUCGAGUUCCGAAUUCCGUUGUCGUUCCUACGAAUUUCACAGCCGAUGCAUUUGACGAGGCCGAGAAGUCAAUCAAGAACCUGGUAUUCACAAAUACCUGGCCCAAGUUCAUUGACUUUUCGAGCGAUGUAUCGAUUGAUUCGAAGUAA